Messenger RNA from Paramecium sonneborni, 1871 nucleotides. The record is from the annotation of a GenBank genome assembly. Lineage: Eukaryota; Ciliophora; Oligohymenophorea; Peniculida; Parameciidae.
AUGAUUAAGAAAUAAACUACGUCAGUAUAACAUUAAAUCUAAGUGCAAACUCAAAUUGUUGAGAUUUCAUGGUAUAGAUAACAUGAAAUAAUCUAUGAAUCCCCUUCUAUUCAAAUGAAGUAGUUAAUUUUUGAACAUUUUGAGUUGUUUCUUUUUCUCAUACUACUGGUAUAUUGCAUCACAUUUUACUUUAUGUAUUAAGCAUUCAGUAAGAAAACUACAAAUAUUAUCGUUAAUAUGAGAAAGGAAAGCACAACUAGUGAUGAUAUGCAAAAGUAUUACGUAUAAACUAAAAUUUAGUUCCAUACAUUUAGGUACAGAAUAAAAUGAAUUACUUAAAAAAGAAGCCACAUCCAGCACUGAAAGCUCUCCAAGAGAAAAAAAUAUAACAGUAAUUUAAAAUUUUUUUUCGGUCAGCCCUCAAGAGACAUAACAAUAAUCAGAUGUUAUCAAAUACGAAAAAAAUGAUGCUGAUAAUAAUUUUGAUAUUGAUGAAAAAAAUAAAGACAUGAAUUUGUUUGAGGAUUUUGGAGAUUAAUAAUAUUUCUUAAAAAAAAAGGAAAAUCGUGAAAAACUUAUGACAUCUAAUAAUAUUGAAUAAAACUUUGAAAAGACUUAAAAUUAAAAAACAACAUAAAUUUUACCAGAUUGGAGUUAAUACUUAGAAAAUAAUAAAUUUGAGAAAUUAUAUGUAUUUCCUAAAAUUAUUGGGAAGGGAACAUUCGGAGAAGUAUAUAAAUGUCAAAAAAUAGUCGAUUUAAAAGAAUACGCAGUGAAAAGAAUCUAUUUCAAAGUUUAAAAUGAAAAAAAUUUAAGAGAUCAUCCAAUAUUUCGUGAAAUAAAUGGUCUAUAAGAAAUUAACCAUAAAAAUAUAGUUAGAUAUUAUACAAGUUGGAUAUAAGAAUUAAAUUCUGAAAUGAAAGCUGAAAUAAAAUAAUUACAUGAUUUAGUUAAUGAAAAAAAAUAAUAAGUAUAAAAUGAUGAAAAUGAUGCAGUUUCUUCUGAUGCUUUUAAUCUAAUUGAUGAAAAUUCAUAUUUAAAUAUUUGUGUGUAAUUUAUUGGAGAAGGAAGUAGUGAGAAUGAUAAAUAAAUAUAAACUAUUUCUAAAUAUACAAAGAGUGUACAAAGUGUACAUUUAUCUGAUUUUAGUAGCUAAAUUUAAUCUCGAAUGAGAAGAUUUCAUUUUAAUCCCAAUCAAAAAGAUGAAUAAUUUUAAAUUUUUAUGUUGUAUAUUGAAGUAAACUAUUAAUUAUAUUAUUAGAUGGAAUUAUGUGAUUUUACAUUAAAAGAUUUUAUAGAGAAAGUCGAUAGAAAAAAGGAUAAGGAUUUAAUUAAAACUAUCUUUAAAUAAAUAAUAGAAGGAGUUAUUUAUAUGCACAAUUUAUAAUUCAUUCACAGAGAUUUAAAGUAGAUUUAUUAUUUAUCAUAGACCUCAGAAUAUAUUUAUAAAUUCUAAAAAUGAAGUUAAAAUUGGAGAUCUAGGAUUAUGCAAUAAUCGAAUAUAUUAAGUUGAUGAAGAUAUAUUCUAAACCAAUUUUGAGUAUACAAAUAACGUUGGAACUCCAAUGUAUAUGGCACCAGAAGUCAAAGAAGAUUAGUAUGGAUCACCUGCUGACAUAUAUGCUUUGGGUAUUAUUCUAUUUGAAAUGUUAUGGAAAAUUAAAACUAAUUCUGAAAAGUUUAAGUAUUUUAUUGAAUAUUAUUUAGAUUGAUAUAAAACCUUACUAAAGAUUCUAUGUUACCUCCUGAUUUAUCCAAUGACUAUCCGAUUGAAUCUGAAUUAAUUCUAAAAAUGGUUAGUCCAAAUCCUCAUAAUAGGCCAACUGCUUAAUAGAUAUACAAUACACUUAAUCAAUAAAACUGAUAACACU